Molecule: messenger RNA, 6103 nt
Organism: Acanthaster planci (crown-of-thorns starfish)
Lineage: Eukaryota; Metazoa; Echinodermata; Asteroidea; Valvatida; Acanthasteridae
Gene: wdr17
Product: WD repeat domain 17
Molecular function (GO): protein binding
Source: RefSeq, a predicted model, not a curated record
UCUCUGCGGAUUGGAUCGCCGCAAUCGAAGUGGUACGUUAGCGUUACGUAUACUGAGACAUUUUACAUAUUUUCCACUUUUGCAUAUUUUACGAUUUCUUUGCAAAUGAAUUUGUAAGGAUUGAGAGAAAUAGACGAAGUCGCUGAUCGGAGUUACGUUGUAGAUGCACGUACAUGUAUGGUACAUGAAGACCGGUACUGGAUUUUUCUCCUUCCUGCAAACACCACUGCAUCGAUGGAAUGGUUUGAAGGUUGAGCUGCAUUAUACGGAACAGAGCCGUCCUCAUUUCCGAUCUUGCCAGGUGGGCGAUUGAGAUCCAACCCUGAAAUUACUGAGUCCUUUCAGCAAAUGGAUUCUUGUUGGAAAGCCAUCGUUUCUCGGGUGUUUUCCCAUCUCAACACCGCCGCGGUACGGAAUGAUGUUCAUGUAUGUAUGAUCACUACAAGUCUGGCCGCGAGUCCUACAAUGUAGAUGAUGGAAAUCAGAAUGACCAUCGUACUCAAGAGCGCGUCACGGUCGUUCAAACCCUGAUGAACCUUGGUGAUCCGUCUCGGUUCCCCGUUCAUCCCCUGCUUAUCCAAGUCAAUCUGAGUGAAGUCACAACAAAUUAAGAAGAGAGAGAGGGGGGGUGUAGGCCGAUAGGCAUGGAUGAGGGCAGCUGCUGACCUUUGUCAUUCCACGGAGAAGGCUUGUUCAGGUGAACAUGCUAAUUGGAUUUUUUUUUUUUUUUUUCUAAAAAAGUACAAACGCUUGGCAAUUUAAACGUCAACACAAACAUUUGUGAGUUGUGAGCCUCCACAGUGCCCUGUCUGUACAGCAGCAAUGAAGCAAGUGGGUUUGCUGUCAGCUGGCUGUCAGCCAUGGAACAGCGAUGUGGUCGCCACCAGUGGAGAUAGAUUUGCUUACUGUGCAACGCUGGCCAUUUAUGUGUACCAGUUGGACCGUGAUCUCAAUGAGUUCAAGCUCCAUGCAAUUAUGUCAGAGCACAAGAAGACAGUCACCGCCAUACGCUGGCAUCCCACUAAUCCCGACCUCUUCGCCAGCGCUGGUUGUGAUUGCCGUCUCUAUCUUUGGGAUGUGGCGCGCCAGUGCACGGUGGCCACAAUGGAGUACACCAAGUGCAUGCCCAAGUGCCUGGAUUGGUGCCUGCUGGAGUGUGAGGUGCUGACCUUCAUCCAGGGCCGGGGCCCGCUCAUGAUGUGGCAGUUUCACCAGGGGGCAGAGCUUUCCCCCCACCGUGAGGCCCAGGGCUUUGCCUCAGAUGUGUGCAAGUUUCGCUGGCACCACAAGAACAUCGGAAAGGCUGUGUUUGGCCAUGCAGAUGGUAGCCUGUCAUUUCUAUAUGCUGGUGGUAAAAUAUACAGGCAUGUUGUGAAGUUGGAGUCAACCAACAGUUCAGAGGAAGAUGACCCCGUGAUUGAUUUGGAGUGGGAUCCCUUGUCAGAUGACUACCUCCUGGUGGCCAAUCGCCACCUCGGCGUGCGGCUGAUCGACGGCACCUCGCGGGUGGCAUUCAUGAAGUUUGAGCUGCCAAGUGCCAUGGCAACGGUCAAGACUCUGGCGUGGGUGCCUUCUGCACCGGGCAUGUUCGUAACGGGAGAUACAAGUUCAGGAGUUCUCCGACUAUGGGGUGUCUCAAAAUCGACGCCCAUCCUGAGCCUCGGUCUCAAGAAGAUGGGCUUCCACGCCCUCAAAGUGUUCAGCACCUCCCCCAGCGUCGCCUCCACCAAGCAGUCGGACACCCCCCUCCACCGGGACAUUUCCUCCACCAGCCAGGCCUCCCCGCCGCCCAGUGCAAACACCCUGAACUCAUACCGGUUGCCGCCAGGCCAUGCAGUCUGUACAUUCCUGGACGGGGGUGUAGGGCUGUACGACUUCGGGAAGAGGAGGUGGGAUUUUCUCAGGGAGCUGGGUCAUGUUGAAACUAUCUUUGAUUGCAAGUUCAAACCGGAUGAUGCCAAUCUCAUUGCCACUGCAUCAUUUGAUGGUACCAUGAAAGUGUGGGACAUCAACACACUCACUGCUGUCCAAACAUCACCUGGGAAUGAAGGGGUCAUCUAUUGCUUAUCGUGGGCACCAGCUGAUCUGAACUGUAUUGUGGCAGCAACUUCUAAAAAUGGAGCCUUCAUUUGGGACCUGACAAGAGGGCGCAUUAUUAAGAGAUUCUUGGAGCACGGUAAAAACAGCGUGUACUCAGUGGCAUGGAACCAGAAAGACCCCAAGAGAAUAGCUUCAUGUGGAGGGGACCACUAUUGCAUUGUCCGGGAGGCUGAUGGCAAGUUGCUACAGAAGUACAGACAUCCAGCAUCUGUGUUUGGCUGCGACUGGAGCCCGAACAACAAAGACAUGAUCGCCACCGGGUGUGACGAUGGCAAAGUCCGGGUCUUCUACAUUGCCACGGCAACGGAUCAACCCUUAAAGGCGUUUCUAGGCCAUGUGGCCAAAGUGUUCAAUGUGAAGUGGUCGCCACUAAGAGAGGGUAUUCUGUGCAGUGGAUCAGAUGAUGGGACGAUACGGGUUUGGGAUUACACUCAGGACAGCUGCAUCAUAGUUCUGGAGGGACACAGGGCACCAGUCAGAGGCCUGCUCUGGAACCCAGAGGUCCCUUACUUAUUAAUAUCAGGAAGCUGGGAUUACACCAUCAGAGUCUGGGAUACAAGGGACGGAGCCUGCCUUGACAACAUCUUAGACCAUGGUGCUGACGUCUACGGCCUGACAUCCCACCCCAACCAGCCAUUUGUUCUGGCAUCUUGCUCGCGAGACUCCACCCUGAGGAUUUGGUCCCUGGCCCCACUGGUCACUACGCUGCAGCUCAGCAUCAUCGCCAGGAGACCACUGGAGGAGAUCAUCGGCACAGCAGAGCAUUCCAUGGCAAUGAAUACAUCAACGGUCAUGGCGGGCCGCAUGUCACGGGAACUCAAGCAGAAGUUAGAGCAGUACAGGGGAGAUCUUGACAACAGCAUGGCCUUACGCUGGUUCUCACAUCUUUUCUCACCGCCCGGGGGUUCCCGAAUCUUGUGGGAGUUGGUGUCUAUCCUCAACGGUCAAGAUGACAGCCUGCUGCCUGAUGACUACAGCAAAGGAAUCAUGCAUGCAAAGCACCUGGUCAAAUUUAAAGCCUCAGAAGCCCAGGAGUUAGAGAUGGCCAGGAUGGCACGGCCUUGCUCCACGAUGACCAGUGCCAAGGGACGGGAGGAGAAACUGCGAGAGGCUGCCAGUAUCCACAUCCGAUUGGGCCAGGUCCAUCGAUACUGCGAACUCAUGGUGGAAAUUCACGAGUGGGAGAAAGCCUUAUCUAUUGCCCCUGCUGUGUCUAUGGAUUACUGGAGAAAGCUCUCGGAAAGAUAUGCAAAUUUCCUGGCCUCCGAGAGCAGUAACGAUUGUGUGCCUUAUUACAUUGCUACGGGAAAUAUCCAAAAACUGGUGGACUUCUUCAGCCGACAUAACCAGCUGAAAGAUGCCAUGCUGGUGGCGCAAGUCGCAUGUGAGGAAGGCAUUGAACCCGCAACAGAGCGUGUCCAACCCAGUGUACCCAGCGUGGACCAGAACGGCCUGCAGGAACAAUCAGAGGAGAACGUCCGGUGCCUAAACGACGUGAGCUGCAAUCUGGCCAAGCUGUACUUUCAGGAUGGCCACCCUAUCAUGGCUGCAUGCUGCCAUAUGGCCGUGGGAAACACAAGGUACGCCCUCUCGAAACUGAUUCGUGGCCAUGAGCUAGAGCUAGCCAUAAGUGUUGGCAGGGCACUAGAGGGCAGCAGACACCCAGAUCUGAUCUCCAUGGCAGCACAAUACCUCACUCUGCGCUGCCAGAGGAUGGACAAAUGGGACCUUGGUCUGGACAUACUGAACACACUCCCCGACCACGAAGGCUCGAUGGUCAACUUGUGUGCGCGUUGCGUGUCGUGCAGCACAGAGGUCAACUUCCUCCACCAAAAGGCUGGCCUUCCCAGCUUGACCGAAUGCACAGCAAAGGCCCAGGAGUUGGAGGCAAAUGGGGACGUGGAGUGUGUCAAGUACUACCUCCUAUCCACUACGCCGGAACGAGCACUGGAACUGGGAAUCAGCAAAAUCACUGAUAAAAUGUGCGAAAGGAAUUGGACGUUACAAGACGUGUUACCCAUGAUCACGCUACUGAGCAAUAUACGCAAUGAUGUGCUGUUACAGAAGAGCGCUACAAAAGAGAGAACUGAGCUGUUGAUCUUGAGUCAUUACCUCGGAGCCCUGAGAGCAAUACGUAGAGGCUAUCAUAGCAUUGUGGUGCCCCUGCUUGAAAAGUCAAGGAGCAUGUUGAUGAAGAAAGACCUGGACACGGAAGUUGAUGUGCCUUUGACUGAGGAACAGGUGCAAAGUGAGCUGGAUGCGUGGACAGCACAAAGGCAGUAUGAAGAAAGGAAAGCAAGCUCCCCUGACACCAGGCCUCUCAGCGAAGCCCAGACAGCUGUCUACAAUGUGCUCAUCCAGCGGGUGGGGGCCGAGGAGACGGAGCUAGAAUGUGGCAUUGACCUGGUGGCCGGAUCACGGCUUCCAUGCCACUCUGAUGUCCACAUGUCUUUCCUGACGGGUGCCAGGAUUCAGGGUCCUGUGUUUUUCCUAGAGGAUGGCAAGUCUGCUAUCGCUCUCAACGAUGCCCUGAUGUGGGCCAAGGUUAACCCUUUCUCCCCGCUGGGAACCGGUGCAACCAUGAAUCCAUUCUGAUGAUGGGUACCAGCCAUAUCAUAAACCUUCAGCCUCUUCAUAAGGAAGGUGUGACAGAGAAAACACAAUAUCUCCUGGAUGGAGAUUUCUCCUCCUGACUUCACUGACUGACCAGGGCAAUCCACAAGGCAAUCUUGUUAUCAAUACUAAAUACCACAUUCUGUGGUUUUGUAAAAAAGCAAAACUGGCCUUUUGAAGUUUCCCUCAAGAAUACUAUGCUUUGCAAGAAACUGAAACCUUAGUGUAAAUUAUGCAUUUUUUAGAUAUGAAUCUGUUAAAAAUUCCGAUGACAGAAAAGUCACCUUUCAAUUUUGGGGCAAACUUCAGUUUCACCCGGGACAUUAUCCCAGUGAAAUAUAUUUAUGUAUCCUACUGAUUAACAGUGUGCAAGAUGUUUUGAAAGACCACUACUCAUAGUUGAAUAUGACUCGCACUUUCUACAGCAGGUGACUGUCAGUGCCCAGUGUAAUCUGUACACAGGUCAUCUGAUGCUUUGUAUAGCCAUCAACAGAAUGCACAGUAAUAGCUGAAGACACUCAUAGAGUUAGAGAUUGCCCACCUAGGCUUGGAGAGCUUAGAUUGUGCAGUCCCGAGUCUGUGCACAGGGGGUCACGGGGUUGCAUCUUGUUUGAGUUUUCUUUGUGCAACUGAAGAUAGCUGUGGAUUUGUUUACUGUGUGUUUGUUGUUAUGUUGCAUUUGUUUGGUUGCCUUGUGUGAAGUGACAGAACUUGUAUAUUGCAGCCUUUUGGGGGGCCAGAACUCCAGUGGCCAGUGUUUUUAUUUGUGGUGAAAUUUUUGUAUGCCAAGCAGGUGCAGUGUUCAUUUAGACUUACCUAUUUUUAGCUUAUAUUGAUGACAACAGACCAGACACCGUCAUUCUUAUUUGUUCAUCUCUUAGUGGAGCUGGUAUUAGAGUCAUUGAACUGGUACUUCAUCUAAAUUUUCCUUGAAACUAAGAAAAGUCACUGUGUUCUUUCCAAAUUAUGAAACUUAGUUCUUUAGGUUACAAAUCUGUUACCACGGUGACUGUGGCUAUGCAGUUUUCUGUAAAAUUUAGAAUGUGAAUAGAAAUUCCAAAAAUCGCUUUAGUUUCUUUUUAGAGUUUUGGGAACAUUGUGAAAUAGGAACUGAAUGAAAAGGAUGUUGUUUCAGUAUAACAUGAGAUUAGGUAGGCAGUGUCCACUCACUGAAUUAUUUUACAGUAAACACGGGUAAAUUUCAUCCAGCUGUAAAGCAAAUUCUCUGACCACUGAAAAGCUUGCCUAGUGUACACUGGCGAACUGCCAAGCUGUAAUGCAGUCUUGCAUUUGUGUGAUUGGUAUUCAGCUACUUUCUGCGUGCACAAAUUGUCCAAAUGGUGUUUCCUACUUGAAAGCAGCGCUGUGAGCAAUCCAAAUGGAUUGGCAA